GAGCCGCGGGCCUCCUUCCUCGGGGCCGCGCUCGCCCCCGCCGCGUCCUCAGGAGGCCAGGGGCUUGGCGGGUCCCCAGGGCUGAGGCGGUCGGCCGGCCGCCCCUGGGCCUGCGGGGCCUGGGAGCAGCCUGGCGGAGCUUCAGGGCCUCCCCGACGGCCGGCCGGCCCGGCUGUCGCUGUAUUUUGCCGCGGUCAAGGACUUUCACUACCAUGAGUUCCGGUGUAUUGCCUAAACCUCAGAUGCGUGGUCUUCUGGCCAAGCGUCUGCGGGUUCAUAUUGUUGGGGCAGUCAUUGUGGCCCUGGGAGUUGCCGCUUCCUAUAAGUUUGGCGUGGCUGAACGAAGAAAGAAGGCAUAUGCAGAUUUCUACAGAAAUUAUGAUUCCAUGAAAGAUUUUGAAGAGAUGAGGAAUGCUGGUAUCUUUCAGAGUGUGAAGUGAUUUCAGAAUGCAAAGAAUUCUUUGGAUUGCGCUCCGUAGAGGUUCCUCCCCGACUUGGGUUCCUGAACUAUGAAACUUGACUAUAUGGGCUACGGAGUAGUUUCUCUCAAUAAAUAAUUAUAUGGACAGUAA
Meriones unguiculatus (Mongolian gerbil) is the source of this 572-nucleotide messenger RNA. Its product is annotated as cytochrome c oxidase subunit 6C-2. NCBI's taxonomy places the organism in Eukaryota, Metazoa, Chordata, Mammalia, Rodentia, Muridae. Gene Ontology annotation, biological process: mitochondrial electron transport, cytochrome c to oxygen. The transcript is spliced from 4 exons. The record is from RefSeq and is a predicted model, not a curated record. The coding region runs from base 213 to 440 and encodes 75 amino acids.